CGAAAAAUUUUUGUAUUGAUAGCGGGUGGUAAAUAAAAACUUCCGAAUUGCCAUCAAAAAACGCAGGAUUUUCCGACAAAAACUGAUCAAGUUUUUACGUGUUAACGAGGUGCUGUAAGAAUCGCCGCCCGGCAGAAAAAAAAAAGAUGAAAGUUUUUCUGCUAUUUUUGCUCGUGAGAUUGGCUUCGGUGUUUGUGGUUCAGACGAGUUUUGUGCCCGACGAGUAUUGGCAAUCGCUGGAAGUUGGUCAUAAAUUGGUUUUCGGACAAGGAAUCUUAACAUGGGAAUGGAUGAAAGGCGUUCGCUCAUAUUUGUAUCCCCUAUUCGUCGCUGGCAUCUACAAAGCCCUCGCCUUCCUCCAAUUGGAUCAAGUUGAGCUGCUAAUCUUGCUGCCUCGCGUUGCUCAAGCAGUUCUUUCGGCCUUUGCUGACUUCCGUUUCUACCAUUGGACCGGAAAAAGUAAAUGGGGCGGAUUUAUUCUGCUUACUUCGUGGUUUUGGUUCUACACGGCAUCCCGUACUUUGACAAAUACGCUCGAAACUGCCUUGACGACGAUCGCUUUGAGCUAUUUCCCAUGGAGAUAUGGCGAUGAAUGUUGCUCCUUUUUGUGGUUUGUCUUCACAGCAGCGUUUGUCAGACCAACAGCGCUUAUUCCGUGGAUCCCGUUGUGCUUGCAUCACAUUAAAAAGUCCAAAUAUUCGGCAUUUGAGUUGCUCUUCAAGCGAUAUUUGCCGAUUGGAGUCGUUGUUGGAGGAGCUUUGGUUGCUUUGGACAGUUUUUAUUACGACAAAUUGAUUUUCACGCCGUACGAAUUCUUCAAAGUGAACGUUGUCGAGGGCAUUGGAGAGUUUUACGGGCGUCAUCCGUGGUAUUGGUACUUGAAUGUUGGGCUGCCAACCGUAAUGGGCAUCACUUUUGUGCCGUUUGUGUUUUCGGCGGUUCAAACGUUGCGCAAUUACGAAGUUUUCGAGAAGCGUUUGGUACUUUUGACCUCAGUUGCUGUCACUUUGACCGUUUAUUCCGUGUUGCCGCACAAAGAAUUCCGAUUUCUGUUGCAAAUUCUCCCAAUUUGCUUGUACAUCGCAAGUGACUUCCUCUCGCGAUGGAGUCGAAAGGCUUCUACGCCGCUUUUGUAUGUCGUUGCCAUCACGUUACUCGUUGGAAAUUUAGUUCCUGCUGGAUAUUUGUCGACAGUGCAUCAACGAGGCACUUUAGACGUCAUGCCGGUGCUUCGUCGUCUCUCGAGCGAAUACAAAGAACAAACGGGAUCCAAUGCGAAAAUUCUUUUCCUCAUGCCGUGUCACUCGACACCCGGUUACAGUCAUUUGCAUGGCAACGCGACGCUUCGUUUCCUCAAAUGCGAGCCAAAUUUCGACCAUGUGCAGAAUUAUCAAGACGAAGCCGAGCAAUUUUACAAAGACCCUUCGAAAUGGAUUCGUUCGCAUAUUCCCGUGCAUCCGCCAUCCGCUUUGCCGACGCAUGUCGUGAUGUUUGACGUACUUGCGCCUCGCAUUUCGGACUUUUUGUCGACAUAUCAAGCCGCUGAAACGGUCUUCCAUGCGGAUUAUGUCUCGGGCGACAAUCGCGUUGGCAAAAAUGUUGUCGUUUAUGAGAGAUUUGAUCCGACUGGCGGCGCGAAAACGAAGAAAACAGGCACUCAGGAUCAAGAAUCAGUACAAAGCGAUCAGUAAAAAAACGAUGAAACCACCUAAAAACCUCAAUUUUCAACACAAAUGACGACGAUUGCUAACGAUCACUACCUAAAACUACCUUUAGUGUUAAGUUAAAAAAGAAUUUUGUUUGAUUUUUCUUUAAUUUCCUCCCUUUUUUGUAUCUACAAAAUAAAAAUAAAGUAGAUAAGCACUAACGAUAGAUGAGUUCAAGUUAUGCAAUUUAUGCAAAAUUAUUAAAAUCUUUAUUUUUAAAAAUUUAAAAAUAUUCGAAAUUUGAAUUUAAAAAAAAUAAACUAAAAACUUCUAAAAAAAUUAUAUUUUAAUUGCAAAAAUAAUUUUAAAAAUUUUUAUUGU
Culicoides brevitarsis is the source of this 2027-nucleotide messenger RNA. RefSeq names its product GPI mannosyltransferase 3 (gene PIG-B). The transcript has 3 exons. Gene Ontology annotation, molecular function: alpha-1,2-mannosyltransferase activity. The record is from RefSeq and is a predicted model, not a curated record. The coding region runs from base 147 to 1691 and encodes 514 amino acids. Gene Ontology annotation, cellular component: endoplasmic reticulum membrane. Gene Ontology annotation, biological process: GPI anchor biosynthetic process. Lineage: Eukaryota; Metazoa; Arthropoda; Insecta; Diptera; Ceratopogonidae.